AUGGCUACUCCACUACCCACUCCAGCACGACGGUUCCGCACCGCAAUCACAACGGCGACCAUGCUCAAGCGCUGGAAGCGCUCAGCCGGCGUCCACACACCACCCUCGUUAUCCACACAGCAUCUCUCACCAUACACCACACCCCUUGCAACCCCUUCUCCAUCGAGCCCGGCAUCAUGGCACAGCGCUCUCGACACAGUCCUAACCAAAGACGUCUGGCUGUGCCGUAAGCCGAGCCCAAGCACCAGCUCUCGCCCGACCAGUAUUCGGACGAGCGUCGUCGUAGACCGCUGCGUCGAUGACGGCCAGAUCCUGUCGAUUGCGGCGCACCGUGAACCCGCUGAUCGAUCGCCUCGAGGAUCGCCACACGGAAGCCGGCGCGGGUCGCGUGACAGGGACGCCGUCGUCGUGUAG
This is a messenger RNA of Cutaneotrichosporon cavernicola, 414 nucleotides long. RefSeq lists its product as uncharacterized. The transcript has 3 exons. Bases 1 to 414 code for a protein of 137 amino acids. The record is from RefSeq and is a predicted model, not a curated record. Lineage: Eukaryota; Fungi; Basidiomycota; Tremellomycetes; Trichosporonales; Trichosporonaceae.